GCAAAUCCAAAAUGAAUCACAGUAGACACGUCCUGUGACAAGUAUCUGGAAAUCGACCUCAGACAGAGAUAUAUACUGCAGUUGAAGAUCAAGUUUAUCCUCUGUAGUGCGAAGCGAACAGACUGUUCCUUUGACUUGAUCAGUGAUUUGAGACGGUUUAUGUCUCAUAACAGUUUUACUUUUAGAAGUGUACUAACACUUGUAAAAAGAAGCAUGGUAACAGUGGCUACAAGUUUUUCCAGCACCAUUAAGCUCAAUAAUGGCAUGGAAAUGCCCUUGUUUGGGUUAGGGGUGUUCCGAUCUGAGGCGGGACAGAGUGGGCCAGCAGAAAGAGCAGUGGCCUGUGCCUUGCAGAAUGGGUACCGAAUGGUUGACACUGCAACAAUAUAUGGCAACCAGGCAGAUGUGGGUGCAGGCAUUAAGAAAUCUGGUAUAAAACGAGAGGAAGUUUUUAUUGUUACAAAGCUGUGGAAGAAUGGCUAUGAGACUUGUCGAGAUGAAUUGAACAAUAGUCUUGAACAAUUAGACUGUGACUAUGUGGAUCUCUAUCUAAUUCAUUCUCCAUCUAAUGGUCCUGUUUUGGAAGCAUACAAGGCCAUGGUUGAAUUCCAGCAGAAGGGACUCAUAAGGUCUAUUGGGGUUUCCAAUUUUGGCAUCCAUCAUCUUGAAGAAAUCAGAAAGGCUGGUAUGCCUACACCAGCAGUCAACCAGAUUGAACUAAAUCCUUGGAUGAGACGAUCAGAUCUUGUGCAGUACUGCAAAGACCAUGGUAUUGCUGUCAUGGGCUAUUCCCCUUUGUACAGAGGUGGAAAAACAAGUGAUGCUAUAGUAACUGAAAUGGCUAAGAGCCUCAACAAGACUGUUGGUCAGUUGCUGAUACGCUAUAGUGUCCAAAAAGGGUAUAUUACCAUACCAAAGUCCACCAACCCUAAACACAUUGUUGAAAAUGCAGAUGUUUUUGACUGGGUGAUUCCUGAGGAGCUCAUGAAAAAACUGGAAUCUUUUCCAGAGAAACCAAGUGGCUGGGAUCCAGUAGUAUCCCCAUGGAAAGGUUAACAUUUUAGAAGUGUACAUUUGUGAGCUCCCAACCCUUGAAUAUUAGUUUUUAUCCCCGUUUAGUAUGGAAUGGUAGAGGUAAAUAGUUAAACCCUUCUGUGUGCUUGAUAAUGGUUUGGUAUUUUAUCAAAUAUUUCUGGUACUUGUCUGUGAUAAUUUGUUCCAUAAACAAUUUUCCUUUAAAAUAAUGACUGAAGCAUUUUACUUACCACAAAUGUUUCUGUGCAUUAAAAACUGUAUGAUGUAUUUCUAUCAAUAAAACGUAAGACUCAACUUCUAACUAGUUUAGCAUGCCCGCUGAGUAAAGCAUGCAAUCUAAAGUCAAAUACAUUAGGUUGUAAGUUUUUUCAAUAUGUAUCAACCAGAUAAUGCCUGAAAAAAUGAGGAAACUUGCAAAUAUUAAGCCAGCUUUGGGAUCAUCAAAUAGCUGUAUGACAAUGACUAUGACACACUUUAUUUGUCCCAGUGAGCAGUUUGAAUAUGGGAAAGGUGUUCUAGUCACAAAAGUAAAAGUUGGAAAUAAAAAUAAGAAUGAUUUUCAUUCAAGUUUACCAGUGUCAUACAUGAAAAGAUCUAUUAUUUUCUGGUAAAUUACUACCAGUGAAUGAUUUUGUUUGCUAUCAUAUAAUGAUAGUUUUCAAUGGUAUAGAUUUCUUUUCCUACAGUGGUAGACAGUGCUUGGGGUGAUUUUUAUCAAAAGUUUUCCAUCAGACCAUUUGAUCAAGAGAUUUACUUGCUUUCGAUAUUCUGUAAGAUUUGACUCCAUAAAGAGUUGAGAGGUUUUCUUCAAAUUGUUGUGAAAAGAGCAAUGGUUUUAUCCUUUAUAGAGAAGUGUGUUUUUCAUUGCCCAAUAGUUUUGGACAAUACAGCCAAUCUUCUCCUUCUUUAGUGGCUUUUAUUUAUCUUGCCCAUCAUGAGUAAGGGUUACAUUUUUGGAGCCAGUUAUGCAACAAUGCAAAGAACUCACAGCUCUGACUAUGCAGAGACCAAGCAAUAUCCCUAGCCAGUGGUGUAGGAAGAUGCUCAGCUUUGGGGUCACAAACUCCAUGCUGACAGUGAACGAAAUUCACAUUCUUGUCCUCUCAAUAUCUUUUUGAGGGCAUGGCUGUCCCCUGUGCUGCCAAUGGCUCCUAUGCCACUGCUAGCAACAACCCAAGUAAGUCUCUACACAGAGUUGUAAAUUCUUCCUGCCUCUUUGCACAUUAUGAGCAGAAAAUGUAACCAGUUAAUUUUUCUCUUACGCAAGAGGAAAGGGGGACAGUCCUUUUAAAAAAAAAAGCAACGUAAAACUGCUUAUGUGGGUUUUAUUAUUCCACUUCAUGAAGUUGUGGUCAUGAUAUUUUUUUUUCAGUAGGAAUGAAAAUCACCUGUAAGGGACUAGAAAUAUUGUAUGUUGCAUAGCAUUAAAGGAUGCAUUUAGGCAGGGGUGCCAUCACUAAAAAGAAAUGUAGACUGACAUGUAGCAGACAUACAUUUGCUCUAACUAAAGAAAUACUAGUUACUUAUGCGCUACACAGUAAGUUAGUUAUGCACAGAUUAAAUUCGACAAGUUAUAGACAUGCCAGCAACUUAAUCCCAUAGCCAAAGAAGCUUUUCAAAUAUCCAUAAAUUACUGUUGCAAUCAGAGGACCUUGUGAUAAGAAAUUGAAUGUAUUGUCACUUAAAAGAUAUAAUUUACGCACUUCUAGAGGCUUUGUAGAUCUGAAAAAUCAAAAUCAGUCUCUAAACAGAAUUUUUAUUUAUUUUCACAAUACUUUUUUUGGUUUCUGUUACACUUUCUUUUCAUAAAAAUGACCACUCUUAUUUGGUGUUUAAAUUUUCUAUUUAAACAAAAAGAAAUUGAAAGAAAGUUAAUCAAGGACUUUAAAAGUAUCAUAUUAGAUGAUAUGUAAACACUGAAAAACAUAAAUGUUUGAUGAAUUUAUUUAAUCAUUUACAAAUAAAAACAUAACUUCAAAAUGUAAAUGUUUUAAAUUUCUUAUUUAUAUAUCACAGGCACAAAACAUUAAGCAAAAAAAUAGGUAAGUAGAUAAGAUUAUAAGAUAAGAUGAAAAAAAGGAAAAAGAGUUUGACCAAAGUGGGCCUUUAGAACAUUUAAAUGUGUAUUAUCACUUGUGAUGUUUGGCCUACUGUAAUGUGAAGGCUGCAUACUUAAGCUGAUAUAUUUUGGUGAUUGAUCUUGGUUAGAAACAGCUGGAAGUGGUUAUUUAUGAAAAGAUAUCUUGGAUCAGAAUGAGCUCUUUGUCUAAAUUUAUGUUAUUUUCUCUGAAAAUGUUUUUCUGGCCUUUACCUAUGUUCUUGACCUCCAUAAGAUCCAAAGCAUCUAAAAUUUGUAUUCAUGUAAUUUUCCGAAAAUGCCAAUAUAUCAAUAUAAAGAUCUGAAA
This is a messenger RNA of Pomacea canaliculata, 3440 nucleotides long. RefSeq names its product glyoxal reductase-like. NCBI's taxonomy places the organism in Eukaryota, Metazoa, Mollusca, Gastropoda, Architaenioglossa, Ampullariidae. Gene Ontology annotation, molecular function: oxidoreductase activity. The transcript is spliced from 7 exons. The record is from RefSeq and is a predicted model, not a curated record. Bases 160 to 1056 code for a protein of 298 amino acids.